AUAUUACUCACUAAACCAGGUUUUAUAAUAGAAUUAGAGAAUGAUAUGAUAAUAAAAAAUAAAGAUUUAAUAGUUGAAGACAACAAUUCAUUUAUAGAAGAUGAAGAUUUAAUAGUAGGUAGAACAGAAAAAUUAAUGGUAGGUAAAGCAGAAGAAUUAAUGAUAGAUAAAGCAAAAGAAUUGAUUGCAAAAGAAUCAAUAAUAGGAA
Messenger RNA from Racocetra persica, 208 nucleotides. The record is from the annotation of a GenBank genome assembly. NCBI's taxonomy places the organism in Eukaryota, Fungi, Glomeromycota, Glomeromycetes, Diversisporales, Gigasporaceae.